This is a messenger RNA of Hibiscus syriacus, 2288 nucleotides long. Its product is annotated as transmembrane protein 209-like. NCBI's taxonomy places the organism in Eukaryota, Viridiplantae, Streptophyta, Magnoliopsida, Malvales, Malvaceae. The record is from RefSeq and is a predicted model, not a curated record. Bases 108 to 2159 code for a protein of 683 amino acids. The transcript is spliced from 7 exons. Gene Ontology annotation, cellular component: membrane.
UCAUUACAUACACAGUAAGUGCCAUGUUUAUGCCAUUAAUCGAUUUCAAAAAUCUCUAUUAAAUCCCAUCAAACCCCAUUCUUCUUUACCCAGAAACUUGUAAAACCAUGGAAGCCGCCGGCAACCAAGACAGGGCGUCGCCUCCAUCGAAGCCCUCAAAGUUCUCAGUGUACCAAAACCCAACCCUAUCUGCCGCUUUAACCGCCACAAGUCUACAACCCUCCAAAUCAACUCUUCUUUGCAUCUUCUGCCUCUCCUCGGCCUCUGCUUUGGCUCUCCUCUACAUCACUUCCAGGGGAACUGGCUUGACUGAUAAAUUGAAGUUUGGAAAUUUCUCUGAAGAAUUAUCUUAUAUAUUUGCCAAAGGAAUACAGUCUGUGUCAGGGGUAGUUUUCAUUGGCACCAUUUUUGCCCUAUUCAAAGCUAUCUCUCUGCAUAGAAGUAGGAGUAUUGGUUGUGCACCUGUUGUAUCUCCUUCUAAAGCAACUAGGGAUCACUCUCAGCUAACGAAGCACCAACUAGGGCUUUUGGGAAUGAAACCGAAGGUUGAGCAAGUUGCACCGGACUCAUCUAAGAAACCUCCAAAGUCCAAAUCCCCAGUGAAAUCAUCUUCAGAUGUUCUUGUUCCACUCCAUCCACAAAUUAAUGGCUCAGAUCGGAAGUCUCUGGUCAACUCUAAUAAAUCAAACACCAGUAGUGGGAAUAAGAUAGGUUCAUUUGCUUCCUCAUCCAGAUCGGUGGGCUCUCCUUUGUUAUAUCAUGUUCCAGCAUCCUCUUCAGCGUUAUCUCCUCUUCAAACUUCACCAGGACAGGAGCCUGUGGUAAAAUCCCCUUGGUCUACCAAGCGAGCUUCCUAUACCAAAGAAAUAACGACAGAAGAGCAACUUGAACGAUUUCUUGCUGAAGUAGAUGAGAAAAUCACUGAAUCAGCUGGAAAACUUGCCACCCCACCCUCAACCAUCAGUGGAUUUGGAAUUGCAAGUCCUAAUACUGUUGUAAGUUCGGCUAAUACAUCUGGAACUACAAGGAGUACACCACUGAGGCCUGUGAGGAUGUCUCCUGGUUCCCAGAAAUUUACCACUCCUCCAAAGAAAGGAGAGGGCGACCUUCCACCUCCAAUGUCCAUAGAAGAGUCUAUUGAAGCUUUUGAGCAUUUGGGCAUCUAUCCCCAAAUUGAGCUGUGGCGCGAUCGCCUCAGACAGUGGUUUUCUUCAGUUCUGCUAAAUCCUCUACUUAACAAGAUUGAAACCAGUCAUAUUCAGGUAAUGCAAGCAGCUGCUAAACUCAAUAUCUCAGUAACAGUAACUCAAGUGGGAAGUGAUCUACCAACCAAUGGAAGUUCUGCUACUUCAUCUAAACCUGAAAGGAUGAAAGAAUGGCAGCCGGCAUUCACUCUUGAGGAAGAAGGGCUCCUUCAUCAAUUAUCGGCAACUAUUGUGCAGGCUCUUGAGGCUUCCAUGUCAAAUCCUUUAGCCAAUCAACAACAAGUGCAACAAAAUCCUCUGAUCCCUGUUAUGCAGGAGUGUAUCAAUGCCAUUACCGAACACCAGAGGCUUCACGCAUUGAUGAAAGGAGAGUGGAUGAAGGGUUUACUACCACAAAGCAGUGUGAAAGCUGAUUAUACAGUUCAAAGAAUAAGAGAACUCGCUGAAGGAACAUGCCUGAAGAACUAUGAAUAUCUUGGAGGUGGGGAGGUUUUUGACAAGAAGAACAAGAAGUGGACUCAUGAACUUCCAACUGAUUCUCACUUGCUCUUGUAUCUGUUUUGUGCUUUCAUGGAACACCCAAAAUGGAUGUUACAUGUUGAUCCUACUUCUUAUGCUGGAGCUCAAUCUAGUAAGAAUCCCUUAUUCCUUGGAGUGCUUCCACCAAAAGACAGGUUGCCAGAAAAGUAUGUAGCAGUAAUCUCCGGGGUUCCCUCAAUUCUCCAUCCAGGAGCUUGCAUAUUGGCCGUUGGAAAACAAAAUCCCCCCGUUUUUGCCUUAUACUGGGACAAGAAGUCACAGUUCUCUCUUCAGGGGAGGAGUGCACUGUGGGAUUCAAUCUUGCUGUUGUGCCUUAGAAUAAAGGUUGAAUAUGGAGGCAUAGUUCGAGGAAUGCACCUUGCUUCUUCUGCCUUGAAUAUUCUCCCGGUUCUUGAUCCUCAAACUGAACCCUGACUAGCAUGUUUAGGGGAUGCAUUACAGAUUUUGCCUGUUUGACUUGUCAGUUUUAAGGAUUUCCAAGUUGUAAACAAGUAGUUUGGCUUUUCAAACUUUUGCCUGUAUGAACAAACACAAUCCCCGAGA